AUGAACCAAAGAGUCUUCACUGCCCUUUGUGCCCUCUUGACGACGGCCAACGUGUGUGGUGUCAUCAACCAAGAUUCGCUUGAUUUCGGCUUGAACAUUUUUCCGACAGCUGUCUUGGAUCUUGAUAAAGCGAACAGCACAGACACAAAAUGUGUUACAUACAACGGAAAAGAGUUGUGCUCAACGAUCGACUCGUGCUCAAAAUCUAAUUACGUAUGUUAUACGCUCGACGGAGAAAGAGGGCAUCAUUCCUGCAGCUUAUCCGGGGGUUGCAGCUGUACUGCCACAUACGACGGCGAAUCUUGCGAUUGCAGCGUUAACCCCAUGUUGCCAUACAAAGUAUAUGCCGAUAUUCGAUGUGGUACGCACAGUGGACCUUUUGAUGCCACCAAAGUUGUAAAUCUUGACAGUUACACUGCACGGUGCAACGUUCCCGCGGGAUUGUUCUAUCCAUCGUAUACUCACGAUCGUCCGGACGGAGCAAUCUGUACGGAUGGCCGGAGUGGCUUGGCUGCGAUGCCUAGGCUAGCAGUGGAUUGGAAAUGUCCUGCUUUGGAGACACUCACUGAUGAUGGUGGUGUCAUGUCACGCGCCUUCCAACCGGAUCGUGAUUGUACCUGCACGGCGGUAUUCAACGACACCGAAUGCCAGAGUUGCGAGCCCUGUCCUUCGGGCUAUCCAGGAGAUUUUCGGGUGUCAUGUGAUGGAUUCUUUACCGACUGUCAUGGAACAUUCUCCGUUUGGAACGGAAAGGGACCGCAAGCGAGCAGUGACGGUGGGGUCUCUUACUCGGCAUGGGAUUUUGUCCCGCUUAUUGCAUUAGCUCUGAUCACGUCUAUCCUCGCUAUACAGUAG
Cylindrotheca closterium is the source of this 855-nucleotide messenger RNA. The record is from the annotation of a GenBank genome assembly. Lineage: Eukaryota; Bacillariophyta; Bacillariophyceae; Bacillariales; Bacillariaceae.